Molecule: messenger RNA, 1554 nt
Organism: Osmerus eperlanus (European smelt)
Lineage: Eukaryota; Metazoa; Chordata; Actinopteri; Osmeriformes; Osmeridae
Gene: decr1
Product: 2,4-dienoyl CoA reductase 1, mitochondrial
Exons: 10
Coding region: 74-1087 (337 amino acids)
Biological process (GO): fatty acid beta-oxidation
Cellular component (GO): mitochondrion
Molecular function (GO): 2,4-dienoyl-CoA reductase (NADPH) activity
Source: RefSeq, a predicted model, not a curated record
UGUUCAAGACAAAACGACACGCCUAUUCUCUCACAUGCCGGAAACUAGGACAAAGGUUAUUUAAGUGUUAACCAUGUCGUCUUUUCUGCUUGGACGCAUUUCAACAGUUAAAAGUGAAUUAACUUUAUCUUUAAGGUGCAUUUUAAACAGUCGGUUGUUCAGCAAUGGGUCCCAUGCCUUGUAUCAGAGCGGACCUCAGGCUAAAUUCUUCCCUCCGUCAGAGGGCUCCAUGCUGCUGCCAGGGACCUACAAAAACAAAGUGGCCUUCAUCACUGGAGGAGGCACUGGCUUGGGCAAAGGCAUGACCACCACACUUUCUGCACUUGGGGCAGAGUGUGUCAUUGCAAGCAGAAAACUGGAUGUUUUGAAAAAGACAGCAGAGGAAAUCACGAGUCAGACAGGAAAUAAGGUCCAUGCUGUCCAGUGUGAUGUGAGAGACCCCAAGUCCAUUGAGGCUGCUGUGGACCAACUGGUGGAGGUGGCUGGUCUCCCUGACGUUGUGAUCAACAACGCCGCAGGGAACUUCAUAUCCCCCACAGAGAAGCUGUCCGCCAACGCCUGGAAGACCAUCACCGACAUCGUCCUCAACGGCACGGCCUUCGUCACCCUGGAGCUGGGCAAGAGGCUCAUCAAGGCCGAGAAAGGUGCUGCAUUCCUGGCCAUCACCACCAUCUACGCCGAGUCCGGUUCUGGGUUUGUGGUACCCAGCGCAGCCGCAAAAUCAGGAGUAGAGACCCUGUGCACGUCUCUGGCUGCAGAGUGGGGACGCUACGGUAUGAGGUUCAAUGUGAUUCAACCUGGCCCAAUUCGAACAAAAGGAGCCUUCAGUCGUCUGGACCCGACAGGCAUGUUUGAGAAGUCCAUGAUCGGGAGGAUCCCCACAGGGAGACUGGGCACGCCUGGCGAGAUCGCUAACCUGGCAGCGUACCUCUGCAGUGACUACGCCAGCUGGGUGUCUGGAGCGAUCAUCAGGAUGGAUGGAGGGGAGUAUGUAUCCAUGGCCGGGGAGUUCAACGAGCUGACGAAGGUUACCAGUGAGCAGUGGGCAAUGAUGGAGGCCAUGAUUAGAGGCACCAAGGGAUCCUAGGCUGUGAAGUGGAGACGGGAAUACAAGACCUCCAGCCUCUGUGUUGUCUCACCUGUCCCGUCAAUCUGACACACACAUGCGCACUCACAUGCGCACACACACACACACACACACUUCCAGACCGUUUGUGCUCAACCUCAACUCAACCUUAUCUCAGAAACGACCUUGCGCUCCAUCAGGGCAGAUCUGUGAAGCUGUAUGUAACUUCAUGGUGUACGACAUGAUGCAUCAGUAGUAAUACACUAAUACUACAUGUUUUUUUACUUGAGGGUGCUAUUUGGAAGUGGACAUUAAAGGGUUUUACAUUUUUGGAUUGUUUCAGAAGAAUUAAGAGCAGGACCUCCUAACCCCGUGUUACCCGAGUGUGUCUAUGUGGUUUAAGUAUUACAGAACUGGGAGUGAACAUCAUACUGUUGUAAUUAUGAAGAUGGGUAAUGAUUAUGGACUUAUGAAACUUGUAAUCACUU